AUGUCCAUUCCAGUGCAAGGCGCGUUUGUGCACGGCGCCGGGGCGGAGGAGGAGCGUUGCCGCCUGCACGUUGUGCUUGCGCAGGUCUACCCCAACACCUCGACGGAAGGCGUGAUUGGCGAUGUGCUGCCCAAGCUCGCUGCGCUGACCAAAGAGGCUGCAGUGCACGGGGCCGAUGUUAUCGUCUUCCCCGAGUACUUUCUCACCGGCGCGACGCACGGCGCGUGGCACAGUGUGCGAAAGUGUGCGGCGCUGGAAGGCCACGAUGUCGCACCGUGGGUGAGCGAGGUGGCGGACAUUGCAAAAGAGAACAACAUCGCGAUCGUGACCGGCUCGGCGGUGCAGCACCGUGCUUUUGGCACUGCCGAGGAGCCGGCGCGUGGACUGUACAAUACGACCUACUUUCUGGACCGCACCGGCACAGUAUGCGGCAUAUAUACCAAGCGCAAUCUGUGGCAUGCCGAGCGCCCCGUGCUUACGGCUGCGACGGACGAUAGUCACCCGAUGGACGAGCAGCCGUCGCUCUUUGUCUUUGAGACGGCGCGUGGUUUUUCGGUGCGCGCGUCGAUGGUCAUGUGCUGGGACCUAAUGUUCCCGGAAGCCUUUCGGCGUAUGACCGCGCCGCCGAGCGAGGUGACCGAGUACGUCGACCUCGACAGGCCCGGGCAGUGGAUCGGCCCCGACGUCGUCUUUGCGCCGACGUGCUGGUUUGCCGACGAUUCCGGCCCCGAGGCGCUCGCAUGGAACCCGAAAUGUGAAUCUGCAUGCCUAAACGCGAUUACCGUGUGCCGUGCCAUGGAGAACGAGUGCUAUGUGCUGAUGUGCAACGCGGCCGGCCCGCCGCCGAACGCAUCGGGCCCGAUCGGGCUUGGCCUCUCGAGCUGCAACGCGCCCCUGCUCGGCUGCGCCGCGCGCGUCGAGCAUGAAAACGAGACGUUGCUGUACCACACACUCGACAUGCGCGUGCUGGCCGCCGCGCGCGACACCUUUCGCAUCCGCUACGACAUGCACGACGGUGUGCUCCGGAGCGCGGAAGAGGAUGCGGGCGAUUCGAGCUUUGUGCUAGACACGGGUAGUGCAGAUAUCCCCGAGCUUGAAGCGGAGGCGCCGCCCGAGCCCACCGAGACUAGCGGCCUGCAGCUGCCGGAGCACGUCGCGAUUGUCGCGGACGAGCCCGAGCCUACGCCGGCGGAGCCGACGGCAGACGGAGACUAUGAGCAGCUUGAUGCUGCGCCCGGGUCGCGAUACUACGAGGCGGAGGCGGCGGACGACCGCCGCCAAAAAGGCGUGUGCCCGGUGUGUGGCGAAGCUGGCCACGACAAGAAACGGUGUCCCUACCAACAGGACUGUCCCCAGCCCCGUACCGCAGGCCGCAGCCGCAUCUGCGACCGCUGCGGCAGCAUGUCGCAUCCCGAGACGAGCUGUCCCACGCUCUGGCGCAUCUACGCAUACAACACGCCGGAAGAGUACGAGCACCGGCGGGCGAAGCGCGCACGACACCUCGAGCGCCGCGCCGAACGCAAGGCCGAGCGCACGCAGCGCCGCGAAAAGAACCGCGCAGGCUGGGCCGCGGCGCUGGUCGAGCCGAGCGACGAGAGCGGCCCGAGCGACGAGAGCGACUCGGACGCAUCCGACGACGAUGCGCCGCCGCCCGAGUGGGACCCGUCACUAAAGUGGUGCUACAACUGCGCCGCGUCCGGGCACCACUGGGGCGACGACUGUUUCCUGCGCCGCACGAAUCCGACGCGCCCGACCGGCGAUCCCUCGCCAUUUAGCGAGGCGCUCGCGUCGUCGGGCCCCUUUAGCAAGCCCCGCAAGGACUUACCGGUACGCGGCACGCCCGUCGCGGUGCCCCCCGCACGGCGGCGGCGAAGCGACGGCGCAUUCCUUCCUCGCCCCUCGCUCCUGGAAGAUAUGGAGCGUGAUGACGACUCCGACUGGUUUGCACGCCGCCAGGCCCUACGGCGCCCUCCUGUGGACUAUGAUUCCCCCGCCCGUGGCCGGACCUACGACUCACCUCGCCGCCCCGACACGCCGCGGGGCCGCGAUCCACGCCGGCCCCCCACGCCCGGCCGGGGCAAGCCGCCCGGGCGGAGCGCGAGCCGUCCCCGCUCGAGCUCGCCGCCCCCCCGGCGCGUGCGGCGCGGCAAGGGCCACCGCCGCGACCAGGAUGCCCCGAGCCCCUUUCGGCCCCAGUACCGUGGGGGCUAUUCGUAG
Molecule: messenger RNA, 2217 nt
Organism: Malassezia japonica
Lineage: Eukaryota; Fungi; Basidiomycota; Malasseziomycetes; Malasseziales; Malasseziaceae
Exons: 4
Coding region: 1-2217 (738 amino acids)
Molecular function (GO): zinc ion binding; beta-ureidopropionase activity; nucleic acid binding
Source: RefSeq, a predicted model, not a curated record